ACUCGGGCAAAGACGGAUCGAUCGAUCGAUAGGUAAAGCGAGCCGGUGGCACCUCGCUCGCGGUGCACGGGCCUGCGGUGGGCGCUUGCACUUUGAGCUCGCGCGGUGCACGGGCCACGGCCACGAUAGGCGUUCGUCACGAGAACGAGCGAGGUGCGGUUAGGUUAGGCGACGCGGAGACAACACGAAGCCGAACGAAACGAACCGAGUGGAGUCGAGCGGAGUCGAGUCGGCUAGAUCGGUUCUCGAUUCUCGACGGGCCGACGCGGGACGCUCCGGCGUGGCGCGGAGCGGCGCGACGCGUGAGUCACGAACGCGGCUUUCGCCGGUUACUCGUUGCGCGCAGUUGAUCGCGGUUUGCGUAGCAGCUAUCUCGGUGGUGCUUUUCGCGCGGUUAAUACGCACGAUGCGAUCGGUGUACGCGACGGCACGCGUGUCGUUCGAGCGGCCGGAGAUAGACGAGGACGAAGCGCGUUUCGGUGCCGGCUGACGCGCCUCGCUCCAACGCGAGCGCGUCCUUCGAUCGUUUCCUAGUUUCCUAGUUUCCGAACGGGACGAGUAUCGUCGCGAUCUCGUCGCGCUCGAAACGCUUUGCUGGCUGUCAGCGCGCAACUAUCUACGGUGAAAAAGAGAGUGAACGAGUGCGAGUGCUCGGACGCGGAAAGCCGGUGAACAAAACGCGGUGAAUCCGAGCUCGACCGGAAGAACGCGCUUCGGAUCGGGUAACGAACGCGAGUGAACGCCGUUGCUCGCUGCUCGACGAUCGACCGCUCCGACCACCUUCGUUGCUGAUCUAUACGUUUUUCUUUUUCCUUUGGAACAGUAUACAUUCGUGACGACGAAGCUGAUAAGGGAAAACGUUCUUCUCGUUGUUUGACUUUGGUCAAAAAAAAGGAGAGAAGCAAUAAUCGUGAACGGAGAAUUAAAACGAACGAGAAGGAAGAAAUCGAGACGACGAGCAGCCCGCCAACAUUGAUCGGUUCGAUCGACGAGUCCAUGCCGAAGAAUUGCCUGGACCCGUUCGAACGUUUUCCAAAAGUUUCGAUAACGAGCCGAACACGGAGCCACGGCGCUCUUUCUUCCCGUCUGUUAACGAAGCUGGCCACGAACGCGGCCUAAUCGGUUCGGAACCACCGCCAUGGACGAUCGGGAGAGCCCGUUUUCUCGGGCGCAGCCGAGCAGAGGCUCGUUUCGAUCGCAAAGCGGUCGCAAAAGCGUCGGAACGAGCGUCGCGACGGACAAUCAACGUCGAGCGACGCCUCGACGAAGCAAGGAGACGAGCACGGCCAGUCCAGCCGCGAGCGGGAAGUUCGUGGCGCCUCGCACGGCGUUCGAUAAUCUGAAACAAUGGGAACUGGUGGAGGAUGAUCGCGGUCUGCAGGUGGUGGAGAAAAGAAACGCGUCGAGAAACGCGGAACGUUCCUCGAACUCCGCCGAAAUCCGAAGUCCACCGCUCGCCUCCAGAAAGACGCUUCCGACGAACGUCGCGGUAGACGCGAAUCUCGAGGAGAAGUUGAAGGCCUUCAAAGACUCGAAGAUCGUUCAGCCGAUCGACGAAACGAAGAUCGCGAUCAAUCUCGACCUGAUCUUGAAUCAACGAAAGGGAUCGGCCGUCGAGAGCACGGACAUGCUUCAACGUUUGGAGCAGCAGGUCAAGGCCAUCGAAUUGGACACGCUGGCAGCUAGAACGCGUCCGUUGGAGAUCAGCUCCGAUUUCGAAUCGGACAUUCGAUACAGGGAACACGAGGAUCUGCUUCGAAACACGACGGAUGACGAGGCCGAGGGGGCCUCUCCGUUGCACCGAGGAGACGCGACGAGGAACUCGACGGGAAACGCCGGCGUGAUCACGAAGAAACCCGCGACGAAAUUGUCGAGGACAGCCUCGGACACGAGGCGAGGACAGGAAACGGAAAUACCCCUCCGAGCGCACCCUAGGAUACAGCAAGCGCGCGCGUUCGCACGGCCCAUCGUCACGAAGAAAGAUCAUCGACAACAACAACAGCAGCAGCAGAAGCAACAGCAGCAGCAGCAACGGCAGAACAACGCGAUCAGCAACGCGCUCAGACCGUUGUCGGACAUCAUGCAGAAGGGUGGUCAAAAUGAGAAGGAGUUACAGACAGGGGAUGGCGUGGGAGUGUCGAGUAGCGGUGGUCGGCUCUCCUCGAGGAGUCGGACAUCGGAGGAGCCCCACAUCGGCAAGUACAAAUUACUCAAAACGAUCGGUAAGGGUAACUUUGCCAAGGUAAAACUUGCCAAACACGUGCCCACCGGGAAAGAAGUGGCUAUCAAAAUUAUCGACAAGACUCAACUGAAUCCCGGUAGCCUUCAAAAGUUAUUCCGGGAGGUAAGAAUAAUGAAGAUGCUCGAUCAUCCGAACAUAGUGAAGCUUUUCCAAGUGAUCGAGACGGAGAAAACACUGUACCUGGUAAUGGAGUAUGCUAGCGGCGGCGAGGUGUUCGAUUAUUUGGUUCUACACGGUCGGAUGAAGGAGAAGGAGGCGAGAGCGAAGUUCAGGCAGAUCGUGUCUGCCGUGCAAUACUGCCAUCAAAAAAAGAUCAUUCACAGGGAUUUGAAAGCCGAGAAUUUGUUGCUCGACAGCGAGAUGAACAUCAAGAUCGCUGAUUUCGGUUUUAGCAACGAAUUCACGCCGGGUAACAAGUUGGACACCUUUUGCGGAUCGCCGCCUUACGCAGCGCCCGAACUUUUUCAGGGUAAAAAGUACGACGGACCCGAGGUAGACGUCUGGUCGUUGGGAGUAAUAUUGUAUACUUUAGUAUCCGGUUCGUUGCCGUUCGACGGCUCGACCUUGAGGGAACUCAGAGAAAGGGUAUUGAGAGGAAAAUAUCGGAUCCCGUUUUACAUGUCCACCGAUUGCGAAAACCUUUUGAAAAAGUUUUUGGUGCUCAACCCGACGAAACGGGCUUCUUUAGAGACUAUAAUGAAAGACAAGUGGAUGAACAUGGGAUACGACGACGACGAACUGAAACCGUACUUAGAACCUGAACCUGAUUAUAAAGACCACAAGAGGAUAGGUGAGUCUGCCAAGGCCCUGGCUAGCAUGGGAUACACGAGGAGCGAAAUCGAAGAUUCGUUAGGGCAGGCAAAGUACGACGACGUGUUCGCCACAUACUUAUUGUUAGGAAGAAAAACGACCGAUCCUGAAUCGGACGGUUCGCGGUCAGGCAGUUCGUUGUCGCUGCGCAACAUUCCACCGCAAGCUGGUUCGGGUGGCGGCGGAGGAGGCGGCGGAGGAGGAACCGGAGGAGGAACAGGUGGCGCGGUGCAAAGCCCGUCUCACAGAGGCGUUCACAGAAGUAUUUCCGCUAGCAAUCCAAAACCGAGUAGACGAGUUUCGUCCGGUCUCGAAACGCUUCGAGCAGCGCCGAGUCCAGGAAACGCAACGAACCAUAAUCACGCGACUGCUACGACCGGCGGCACCGUGACUGGAACCAGCGGUAGUAAUUUUAAACGACAAAAUACCGUGGACGCGGCCACGAUCAAGGAGAACAGUGCUCGUGUAUCCGCGAGCCGACCCUCGGCUCCUAAAAACAGUCCAGGCCAAUUAGAUACCAUCAAGUACGCUGCUUUGUUUUGUGUUGAACUAUAUCUAAUGAGGCUUGCAGUGACAAUGUUCAUUCUAGGCGUGGGUACAAGUCCCGGUGGUAGGGGAUGGGCAGGCAAGAGCAACACGAUGAACGCAGGGGUAGGUGGUGGUCGGCCACUCACCUCACCUGCCCCUGGUUCUGUCGGUCGACGUAGUACCAUCUCCUACGAUCAAGCGAAAACGUCCUCCUCGUCUACCGAAAGAACCAACGACGCACCCAGCCUGGGCGAGGGCACUAGACCAACGCGGGGUCACACCAAGUCUGCGAGCAUCAGCGCAGGUCACCGUUCCUCGAGUGGCGUACCCCCCAGCGACCAUUCACUACUGGACCCUCAACCACGCAACGCCCACAACUCCUUACUCGCCACUGCUGACCCUCUUAGACAGAGCUUGGGCGUGUCUCCAAGCAACAGACUGGCAACACCUACGACACCGGCAUUUCCUCGAAAUGUUCCAAGCCGUAGCACGUUUCAUUCUGGCCAGAACAGAGCUCAGCGAAAUCAUACUCAGGGUCACACGCAUACACAGGAUACAAAUGCAAUUAGCCCACUAGCGAGACCGUCCUUCUUCUCGAAAUUAUCCUCGAGGUUCUCCAAACGCCCCAUGGACCCAUCCGUACCCCCCAAGCACCCAGUAGUGAGCGGAGCAACCACUAACGAUGAGCAGGUUAAACCACGCAGUCUACGUUUCACAUGGAGUAUGAAAACUACGAGUAGUCGAGAUCCGAACGAAAUCAUGUCCGAAAUUCGAAAGGUAUUGGACGCCAAUAAGUGUCAGUACGAACAGCGCGAAAGGUUCCUGCUGCUGUGCGCGCACGGCGACGCGGCGACGGACAGUCAAGUACAAUGGGAAAUCGAAGUUUGUAAACUGCCACGGCUUUCUUUGAACGGCGUACGGUUCAAACGCAUCUCAGGCACGUCGAUCGGUUUCAAAAACAUUGCCAGCAAGAUAGCGAACGAGCUCAAGCUGUGACUGCCGACAACAGGCGCCCUAGCCGCCCGCGCCAACCCAUAACGCCCUCGUGAUCGAUGACACGGACUCGCAACCGCAACCGUUCACUUUCACUAUUACUUCUUCUGGGAUCUUUGCCUCGACGAAUCCGCUUCUACUUCCGUUUCCGCUUCCACUUGCACGUCCACGUCCGCGUCCACUUCCGAUUCGCGAUCCCGAUCCUCCUCCAAAUCCGACAUCGAUUCCUGUUCCCAAUCCGAAUCCGAUCCGACCCGAGAGAUCUUCGUUUAACGAAUCCUCCCGAGGGACCCAGUCGAACGGCGAAAGUAACGUCGACCGAGCCGAGUCGAGCCGAGCCGAGCGGAACGGAGCAGAGCAGAGCUCUCGCCGAUCGCGCACCGAUCUACCAACGCGUAACAAUCGUGCCCGGCUUCCAGAUAUCCUGGAACACUGUGAUUCACGUUCUAACGAUUGAACCGCGUACUCAACAAAUACUCUCGAGUGCCAAAACGAAACUAGGAUCGGUUCUCGAAAUCAUGACCGACGCGAGACAAUGAACACGAAGAAAAGAACGAAAGACAGUUUAGUGGCAGCGAAGGAAGGGACAGCGCGCAACAAGCGACACAACAAAAUAAGAAGAAAACAAGAGGUAGAAAGAACGGACCGCGAUGGAUAAUCGUUUCAAAUUCUUUCCGUUUAGACGAAGAACGCCGUGGCGACCAAACGGGAGAGUAUUCGAAAUCUCUCUUCCUUUCUCUCCCUCUUUCUCUUUCGCUUACCCUGCGAAAACGAUUAUCGCCAAGUAUUACGCGAUCGAAACAGUUUUCUCGAUACGUUGCAGCUGUUCGUCGAGCGAACAAUACGUUUAUCUUCUUCUACGAUUAUUACGCGCGUUCGAUAAGUUGUUUCGUUCGCGAUUCGCUUUAUCUUUCGGUUAACGUCUCGUGGUUCGAUCGUACCUAACGAAACGACUUUGCGGAAAGAACGGAAGAGGGAGGGAAGAAGGAGGGAACGUGCACGGAGAAGGAACGUGCCCGUUAAGAAAGAAUAAAGGGACACUCGUAGCUAAUGAAACGAUCAAAGAUGUUCGAUCGAACGCGUGCAUCAUCGUGCGGAACACACUUACAACGUCAAGAGUCUUUCUUUUUCGUAACGUUGUCUUUUUCAAAUAGGUUUUAUAUGUAAGGGAGCACUUAACAAGACAAGCGGUCUGUUUGUACAUAAUCGAUCAAAUUACUCGAGAAACCUGUAAAGGAACGCGUAACAAAAAAAAAACAUUCUACUCGUCAAAAUACUAUCCUUUACGCUCUGUUAUCGUUAAUUCAUCGUUCGUCGAACGUUGAAAGCAACUCAACGGUGUGAAAUGUAAUAACGCGAGCGAACUAGCAUCGCACGCGCCGAACCAUUUACUCUUUCAAAUAUUUUUAUGAUACUUUACUUUUUUUAUCUACGUUAUAAGUUUAAAACUAUGCAACGCAACUAUAGGCGUUAGCCAAUUAAUGAAUGUCUAAUGAUUAUGAUGAUGAUGAUUAUUAUGAUUAUUAUUAUUAAUAUUCUUAUUUUUAUUUUUAUUAAUAGCGCAUAAAUAAUAUUAUGACACAAUAUUAAACGAGACAGAGAAGGUGAUAGAAAACAAAAAGGAGCUAUUAGUUAACGUAAAUUAAAGAUUGUCGUCAUCGCCGUCGUUGUCGUCGUCGCCGUCGUCGUCGUCGUCGUCGUUGUCGUCGUCGUCGUCGUCGUCGUCGUCGUCCUCGUCGUCGUCGUCGAACAAUCGUAUUCGUAUCGAAACGGUACGAGUAAAAAACACAAGGGUACUUUUGCUCCGAACGAAUUCCGACAGUGUAUACCUAUGAAAUAAUGCACGCGCGCACGACACAUCGUCGAUUACGAGAUCUGUUAUUUCUACGAAAGAUACCGUGUAAGAUUAUAUAUUUAAGUACUGUAAUUGGCUAUACGCUGUUACGCUAUUUAAUCUUUUAUUCGCAGAUGUAUUCGCGGUUGAAUCAACUUAAAUUAGAAUUAUUGUAAAUGUAGAGGCGACUAGAGAAACUUGGUGUAUAUACAUAAUAUAAUAUUCGAAGGUACUAAAUUAACCAAAUAAAUGAAGCCUCACACCAAGAAAUGCGAACAAGAAAGUAAUAAAAAUGAAAAUAUACGAAUGAAUGCGGGAGAAGGAGGAACGAGACGAUCGAAGUGGGAAAGGAGCAAAAAUAUGAAGUACUGAGAAAAAGAUAACUAAAAAAUCACACGCAAUGAAACGACACAAAAUACGAAAAGAGAAACACUUCGGGACUCGAAUAUAUACCGCGAUCUUUUUAUAUUUGCCUAAGACUAAACGAAUACAUUACGCGGUUAGGCGAUUACUAAUUUAUUUAAAUAAAUACAAAACUCGAAUGAUUUUUUCACGUUUCUAACACACGCAUACACACGGCGCGUUAAGUACAAACGCGUACACGCGACAAACGUCGAGUCAAAAAAGAAAGUCGAGUCUGCCCGAUAGAGAAUUGUGUGACCCUUUCGAAACAUUACAAACGACCGAUACGCGAUUACAUACAUGUACUAAAUACCGUAAAAUAGUCUAUCGGAAAUGUGUUCGUUCACGAAAGCAAAGACCACCAAAACGGAGUUUUCGAUUCAUAGCGAACCAUUCUUUCACGUACAAGUGCAUCGAAAUUUUGUUCAUUACCGCUUAACGAAACGACGAACGAUAUUCUUUUGGUUAAUCGUCGACGGAACUUGACGUUGUUCUCGAUACGAAUUCUGUAACGUCGAACGCGAUUUCGAGCGAAAAACGGACGCACCGAAUUCAACCAGAAAGAAGCAGGACUUCUCUUUCGUUCAUUCUUUUUUAACCAAAAGUAAAGAAAGCGAAAAGAGAGAAAAAUAAAAACAGGAAAGCGAAGAAAGGAAGGAUUCCCUUGGGUACAAUGUGCGUAUACGCGUUGCGACGAUCGCGCGUCGAUGACAAAACAUCACUGUGUAUUAAUUCAAACAUGAUCGCCGUUGAAAAAAGACGAGACAUACCGUAGAAAGAUUUAUCUUUACGAUAGCGGUUACGAAUUAAUGUUACAGAAUAAGAUCCUUCGAUAGCAUUAACGGUAUAUCCCUUAAAAGAUGCAAGUAGUUGAGAAAACGAUUCUUCACUGUAACAAUAUACAUAAACACGCAUUUCAUCGUC
Megachile rotundata (alfalfa leafcutting bee) is the source of this 7733-nucleotide messenger RNA. Its product is annotated as serine/threonine-protein kinase MARK2. Lineage: Eukaryota; Metazoa; Arthropoda; Insecta; Hymenoptera; Megachilidae. Gene Ontology annotation, cellular component: cytoplasm. The record is from RefSeq and is a predicted model, not a curated record. Gene Ontology annotation, molecular function: tau-protein kinase activity; ATP binding. Gene Ontology annotation, biological process: intracellular signal transduction; microtubule cytoskeleton organization; protein phosphorylation.